Messenger RNA from Cajanus cajan (pigeon pea), 842 nucleotides. Its product is annotated as small ribosomal subunit protein eS12. Gene Ontology annotation, biological process: translation. The record is from RefSeq and is a predicted model, not a curated record. Lineage: Eukaryota; Viridiplantae; Streptophyta; Magnoliopsida; Fabales; Fabaceae. Gene Ontology annotation, molecular function: structural constituent of ribosome. Gene Ontology annotation, cellular component: ribosome.
UUUACAGUUUAAAAUGGACAUUUUAGUAAAUUAAGAGUGAGGUUGUAGCUAGGGUUCUUCUCUCUGUUUAAAAUACAAGAUCGUUUACUUCCAAGCCCCGUCCUCAGCAACUGGUUUCGACACAAUCGUCUUCAGGAGCAGGAAGGAGAGUUGUUUUUCUAGAUCAACAAGGAAAAUGUCGGGGGAAGAACCUGCCGUUGUUGCAGCCGAGUCAGCUGCCACGAUUCCAGGCGAGCCAAUGGAUAUCAUGACUGCCUUACAACUUGUCCUCAGAAAAUCUCUGGCUUAUGGUGGUCUUGCACGAGGCCUUCAUGAAGCAGCAAAAGUGAUUGAGAAGCAUGCUGCACAGCUCUGUGUUCUAGCAGAAGACUGUGACCAGCCUGACUAUGUUAAACUUGUUAAGGCCCUUUGCGCAGAGCACAAUGUUAGCCUGUUGACGGUUCCUAGUGCAAAGACCCUUGGAGAAUGGGCUGGUCUGUGCAAGAUUGAUUCAGAAGGAAAAGCUAGGAAGGUUACUGGUUGCUCCUGUGUUGUUGUCAAGGAUUUUGGGGAGGAACAUGAAGCUUACAAUGUUGUUCUGCAGCAUGUGAAAUCUCAAUGAGUUGCAAGAUUCAUAGAUUUUGUUCAUCUUUUCAUUUUGGGGUUAUUCCAUGAGAAUGAAUUUUGCCAUGUAGCUGGAUUAUCUAUCUUGGGAUUUGAUUGUUUAAUACGACUUUGUUGCAUUCUAGAUUUGCUGCUACUUUUUCUUUCAUGCAUUGUUACUUUAAUUAGGAACUUUUGUUUCACUAUGACAUCUCUGCUUUAAGGUAAUAAUUAAAAUAGGAAAAUUGAGCUGAUAAGAA